Oncorhynchus gorbuscha (pink salmon) is the source of this 933-nucleotide messenger RNA. Its product is annotated as adrenocorticotropic hormone receptor-like. The coding region runs from base 16 to 933 and encodes 305 amino acids. NCBI's taxonomy places the organism in Eukaryota, Metazoa, Chordata, Actinopteri, Salmoniformes, Salmonidae. The record is from RefSeq and is a predicted model, not a curated record. Gene Ontology annotation, molecular function: melanocortin receptor activity. Gene Ontology annotation, biological process: G protein-coupled receptor signaling pathway. Gene Ontology annotation, cellular component: membrane. The transcript has a single exon.
UCUGUGGUCUCCAUAAUGAAUGAUGUCUCUGCUCUCCCCUCCAACCACACAGACUGUCAGGUGGUGAAGGUACCCCACCUGGUGUUCUUAGUGUUGGGUAUGGUGUCUCUCAGUGAGAAUCUGUUGGUGGUGGUGGCCGUGGUGCGCAACAAGAACCUCCAUUCCCCGAUGUACAUGUUUAUCUGUAGCCUGGCCACGUUCAACACCAUCUCCUCCCUCUCCAAGACCUGGGAAACCCUGAUGAUGGAGUUCAGCGACGUCGGACAACUGGACUCCCGAGGGGACUCCGUCCGGAGGGUCGAUGACAUCAUAGACGCGCUGCUCUGCAUGUCUUUUAUCGGCUGCAUCUGCAGCUUCCUGGCCAUCGCUGUGGACCGCUACGUCACCAUCUUCCACGCACUGCGCUACCACAACAUCAUGACCACGAGGCGAGCCGCCGCCGCCCUGGCGGGGAUCUGGGCGCUAUGCGGCGUCGCCGGAGCGGUCAUGGUGGCGUUCUGUGACGCCACGGUCAUCAAGAUCUUUUUCAUCGUGCUCUUCCUCAUCUCGCUGCUCCUCAUCCUCUUCCUCUACAUCCACAUGUUCCUGCUGGCUCGGUCCCACGCCAGGAAGAUUGCAGCGCUGCCCGGGAGUGCCAUGCCGCACCGCAGCCUCCGGGGGGCGCUCACGCUCACCAUGCUAUUCGGGGUGUUUGUGGUGUGCUGGGCGCCUUUCUUCCUCCACCUCCUCCUCCUCAUGGUGUGUGUAGAGAACCCCUACUGUGAGUGCUACCGCUCUCUGUUCCAGCUGAAUUUGGUUCUGCUGAUGAGUCACGCCGUGGUCGACCCGGCCAUCUACGCCUUCCGCAGCGCAGAGCUACGAAACACCUUCAGGAAGAUGCUGCUCUGCUCCGACUCACCACUCUGCUACAAGGUCAAAGCUCUGUUCCACUGA